AUGGGCAGUGAUCAAGACAUCCCCGGAACCAAUUAUUUCGAGGGCGUCGGCGGCAGCCGAUUCUGCUAUGUGCGGGAAGACCACAUACCAACGCACAAUAUCUCUCUAGAAAUAACCGAUGAACACAUCAUCGCCGGUGCGAAGCGGCCAAUAAAACCUCCAGCACGCUUCAUAGAAGGCGAGCGAGAUAUCCCGCAAUCAGAUGCAUGGAAGUUGAGAAAAAGACCCCGCCAGUCAGCUAAUGCGCAGGACGAAGAAAAGAAGGGAGAAACAAUCAGCGUUAUGGUCCCGCCUCUCAACCUCGAUUACGAUUCCGGUGGCUCGCCGUUAACCGAACUGGAGGACCUAUCAGAUGAAAUGGAUGAUUCCGUCUCUGACUCCCCGUCCAAUGAUGCUGAUGUAGCCGCUGAAAAGUUUCCCGAGCACUCCAAGCCAAAUAGCACGCAUGACCGUGGUGGACGCCAGCUCACGCAAGAGGAUCGGCGUGGUGGUUGUGCUAAAUGCGCAGGGAAGAUGAUCAAUCUCCGCAACCAGGCACAACAGGCGUUACUUUGCAGGAGCCAUGAGACGGUCUCCUUGCGAAAAGAGAAUGAGACUCUCCAGCGACAAAACAACCGUCUCAGGGCGGAACUGGCCAACGUCAGAGCAUCUCAGGAUGCUUCAACUGCCGAUCCCACCACAAUUAGAUCCUCUGCAGAUGAAUUAUUUGACCAGAGGAAUGAGAUACACAGACUUCGCCGCCGCCUUUCAAGUGCCGUUGAGUUUGUUGAGCUUACCCGCCCCCCUCCAUCGUGCAACGAUGCUUUUGUCUUGUCAACAGGGUUUAUAUACAAGGAAAUGUAUACGUUGAGUAACUAUGUGGUCUAUACAGCAAAUGCGCUCUGCAAGAUCCGACGACAUCACGUGAAUGAUGAAACUAUAAGCCAAGAUCUAACUCUCCUCAUCAAGCAAACCAUGAUCAGCAAAGACCUGUUCUCUACGGACGCCUUAUCAGCCUUUCGUGCUCUUACGUUUGGCUUCAUACAGAAGCGCGUGUUUCACAGCCCGGAGAUAUGGAGAGACCUGCACUUCGAUAGCGUAAUGCUCAGGCAGUACCAAAGCAUUCUGGAACAAAGCAUUUCACCUGAAAGCCUAGAAAGAUACCACCGCGCAGCCGUUUAUCUUACCCUAACAAAGAAUCCCGAAUUUAAAGAAGUAUUUGUUCCUGGUUACACCAAACAGAUACAAUUCGAGUUCUUCGAUAUAAUGGCACCUUUACUCCAUUCAGAAGACGUGAGCGAUCACGUUAAGCAUGAAACAUGGACAUUGUUCCGUCAUGCCAUCACCCUACGUGCGAGCUGCUACCCUCACAAAAGAACGCGCUAUCAACUCGUGCAGUUCAAACCAGGCCAUGUGUACGACCCGCAGACCAUGCGGGCGGAAGAUGAGGUUGGAGCAAUUGUAACUGUUCCGGAGGACGGACAGCAGCGCCACAUCAAGGUCUGCGUGCAUGGGAUAAUGAAGGCAUAUUCAGUGAGAGAGAGUGCAGAUGGACUCGGUCUGAUCAAAGAGCUCAGCCAGCCAUUUCUUCUUGGGGAUGACACACAAGGUCACAUUAUAAGUGAAAAGGCGGCCGUUAUUCUAGAAUGA
This is a messenger RNA of Aspergillus lentulus, 1629 nucleotides long. RefSeq lists its product as uncharacterized. The record is from RefSeq and is a predicted model, not a curated record. NCBI's taxonomy places the organism in Eukaryota, Fungi, Ascomycota, Eurotiomycetes, Eurotiales, Aspergillaceae.